UCAAGUAUCAUCAUCGUCCUCAACAACCACGUCUGUCAUCGCUCCCAUUUUGCGCUUGCCCCGUUCACAGUAGUGUUGAACAACAUACCCAGUACUGACGCUCAAUGGCUUCUGCUCUUUCUGGUCCUUCUCUUGUCGCUUCGAGAGCUGCGCUCUCUGCUGCAUUGGCUGAUCAAUCUGAUGCCGUCGAUGAUUCACUGGAGCCGGGAGAGAUCCAGGAGGUCGACAUGCAGGCUCAGGCCGAGGGUAUCCGAACUGUGUUCAGUGAUCCCACCAAUUUCAAUGUCAAGCACCCCCUUUACUCUCCCUGGACUCUUUGGUUCGACUCUCCAGCUACGAAAGGCCGGAAUCUGCCUCAAACACCCGUCUCUGCCUUUCCCCAAACACCUGUGCCUCAGACACCCGGAGUGGCGGCGGCACAAGGUUGGAUGGAGGAUAUCAAGCGGGUGAUCAGUUUUGACAGUGUCGAGGAGUUUUGGGGCCUAUAUAAUAACAUUGUUGCGCCAUCUUCGCUACCGCAGAAGGCGAACUACUAUCUUUUCAAGGAGGGAAUUAUCCCGGCGUGGGAGGAUGAAGCUAACAAGAACGGUGGGAAAUGGAGUAUUCAGUUACCCCGAGACAAGAAUCGAGGCAACGUUGACAAAAUGUGGCUUUAUACAAUGCUUGCCGCAAUAGGAGAAACGUUCGACCCCCUUCUGACCGAAGCUGCCAGCAAUGGUACUCCACCAAGCUCUUUGAUUACCGGCGUUAUCGUUUCCAUUCGCCCACAGUUUUAUCGUAUUUCCAUAUGGACGCGACUAGCUCCGUCUGCAACGGAUGAAGAUGGGCUAAGGGCGCGGAUUGAGGGAAUAGGUCGACACUUCAAAACAAGUGUUCUCGGUUACUCUGAAGGGCAGAGACUGGCAGGUCCGUUGGCCACCGAAGUUGAAUUUCUUUCGCAUAAGGACUCGGAGAAGAAGGGCAAGGCAAAGAAGAUUAUUGUCUGAUACUCAGCACUCAACUGGGAGCGCAGUUCGUUACGGUUUAUUAUAUUUACAUUUAUCAAUUGACUUAGUGUAAAAAAAGCGAUGAGCGAGGCACGUGCGAUGACACGGUAAUGACAUCAUACAAGUCCACUGCGGA
Molecule: messenger RNA, 1122 nt
Organism: Desarmillaria tabescens
Lineage: Eukaryota; Fungi; Basidiomycota; Agaricomycetes; Agaricales; Physalacriaceae
Product: translation initiation factor eIF 4e-like domain-containing protein
Exons: 5
Coding region: 105-986 (293 amino acids)
Biological process (GO): translational initiation
Cellular component (GO): eukaryotic translation initiation factor 4F complex
Molecular function (GO): RNA 7-methylguanosine cap binding; translation initiation factor activity
Source: RefSeq, a predicted model, not a curated record